Molecule: messenger RNA, 859 nt
Organism: Eimeria acervulina
Lineage: Eukaryota; Apicomplexa; Conoidasida; Eucoccidiorida; Eimeriidae
Product: ribosome biogenesis regulatory protein, putative
Exons: 3
Biological process (GO): endonucleolytic cleavage in ITS1 to separate SSU-rRNA from 5.8S rRNA and LSU-rRNA from tricistronic rRNA transcript (SSU-rRNA, 5.8S rRNA, LSU-rRNA); ribosomal large subunit export from nucleus; ribosomal large subunit biogenesis
Cellular component (GO): nucleolus; nucleus; preribosome, large subunit precursor
Molecular function (GO): protein binding
Source: RefSeq, a predicted model, not a curated record
CCUUGAGGAGAAGACCCGUCAGGGUGCAGAGCGGUUUAUUCAUAAAUUAUUUUCUUUAGAAAGACAUUCAUCAACUGAUGGGGUGUAUGUGCAGCUCCCGCCAGCCCCAAAGAUAGACACCUUAAGAUUCCCCCGUACUCUAAAGUUGCCUACCUCCCGCGCAUUAACGCGUUGGGAGUCCUUUGCCCUAGCAAAAGGCAUAAAGAAAAGAAAAAGAAGUGCUUUGAUGUGGAGCGAAGAUAAACAAGACUGGGUUCGCCGCUGGGGUUAUAAAAGUAUAAAGCAUGUGCAGCAGCAAUCUCAAGCAGUGCUAGAAGAGAAAGGGGCUGUGCUGCUCCGCAGCAGAAACAUUAGCACGAAGCAUGCUGCUGCUGCUGCUGCUGCUGGUGGGGGUGGGGGCCGUGGGGCUGCUGCUGCAGCGAAAAAGAGGCGGAUUGCAGCGGCAGAUCCUGCAGCAGCAGCAGCAGCUGCUGCUGCUGCUGCUGAGGGCCCAGGAGACUUAUUUAUGAAAGCAAAGCAGCAGCAGCAGCUGCAGAAAGCAAAACAAAAACUCAGGGAGGUUAGAAAUGCAGCAGAAGCACAAGGAGGGCUCAAGUGGCAACAGCAUCCGCAGGGCAGCACGAUAAGUUCAGCAGCAAAGGGGGCCCCCAGGGGGGCCCCCCGCAGCAGCGGAAGAAGCAGAAGCCGCAGCAGCACAACAGUGCUGCAGCAGAAGCAGCAGCAUAUAAAGAGCAGCUACGCCUUCUUCUCUCCACAAGAGCUGCCAAUAAAGAGCAUGCAAAUGAAUAAACCUGCUGCUUUUGCUGCUCUUGCUGCUGCUGCAAAAGCAGCAGCAGCAGCAGCAGCAGCAGCAGCAUAG